AUGACUUUGCUGAAGCAGAUGGACCAUGAGGAGGUACCCUUUACUAGAACAGAAUCUCAGGAAAUUGAGAUCCCAAUAGUAUCUGAAGGAAUUGAUGCUCUUCCUGUGCCACCACUGUUACCUUGCUCUUCUGUUUGUGUUUUCUUCAAAAAAGAACAUUGUAGUUUGGAUUCAAGAGAACGGUCCAAGUCAGCGAAAAAACUUUGUGGACUCAUUAUUGCCUGUGUCUUGUUUAUGGUGGUAGAAAUUAUUGGUGGUGUCAAAGCCAAUAGCCUUGCAGUACUCACGGAUGCAGCCCACUUGCUCACUGAUGUUGCUGGAUUCUCCAUUGCUCUUUUCACAGUAAUGGCUUCCGGUUGGGAGGCAACAUCAUACCAGUCUUUCGGAUAUCACCGUCUUGAGGUUUUGAGUGCCCUUCUGUCUGUGCAGCUAGUAUGGCUGGUCUCUGGGAUCUUGAUCUAUGAAGCAGUUGAUAGAAUCCUUCACAAAAAUGAAAAGGUGAAUGGAUUGCUCAUGUUUGAAGUUGCAGCGUUUGGAUUUCUUGUCAACUUAAUCAUGGUCAUGUGGCUCGGUCAUGAUCACACCCAUCAUGCCUGUGGAGGCUUAGGUCAUGAUCAUCAUCACAAUCAUAAUCAGGAGCAUAAUCCCGAUCAUCAUCACGACAGGGAGGAAGAAUAUGCAAGAACUGAAGAUGAUAAAACUAGUCUGGUAUCAAGUUCUCCAGAAAAUACUAAAAUAUUAAACAUAAACCUCCAAGGAGCUUACUUGCAUGUUGUUGCUGAUAUGAUUCAGUCUGUUGGGGUGAUGAUUGCUGGAGGCAUCAUAUGGGCAAGGCCAGAUUGGUUAGUAGUUGAUCUGAUAUGCACACUCAUAUUUUCUGUUUUUGCUGUUAGCACAACUAUAUCGAUGCUUAGAAAUAUAUAUGGCAUACUGAUGGAGAGAACACCAAGUGAUAUUGAUAUCACCAAUCUAGAAAAAGGCCUCAAGUGCAUCAAAGGGGUUGAGGAUAUUCAAGACCUACAUGUUUGGGAACUGACAGUUGGAAAAAACGGUUUUGUCUUGCCAUGUAAAGGCGGAGCCGGCAGUGAGCUCUAG
Messenger RNA from Prunus armeniaca (apricot), 1095 nucleotides. The record is from the annotation of a GenBank genome assembly. Lineage: Eukaryota; Viridiplantae; Streptophyta; Magnoliopsida; Rosales; Rosaceae.